Molecule: messenger RNA, 2539 nt
Organism: Zerene cesonia (dogface butterfly)
Lineage: Eukaryota; Metazoa; Arthropoda; Insecta; Lepidoptera; Pieridae
Gene: Start1
Product: steroidogenic acute regulatory protein-like
Exons: 12
Coding region: 193-1611 (472 amino acids)
Molecular function (GO): lipid binding
Source: RefSeq, a predicted model, not a curated record
AGUGAUUAGUUUAUGAUUUUGUUCUUUUCAUGUAAUCGCUACAAAACAACAAAGUGUCUAAAACCAGAUUCAAUUUUUUUUAUGUAACUUAAAAAUGUGUGUAUGAUAGUUAAUUCAACCCACCAAAAGCAUUUGUUUAGUGUAAAUAGUUAUGUGACCUAAGUUUAAGUAAAAUAAAUAUAGUACAAGAUAAUGGCUGAUUAUCAUAUUAGGGAGGCGGCCAAUUCCCUCCUGGGCAGUAUGACGAACCAACCAUACAGAAGUUUGACUCAGUCGCAGUCGGUCAACCUCCUAACAGAGGAUCUGGUGGCCGGCCACAGGCCGCAGGGCAGGAUGUCGUCCAUACGUCGGUUCUUCUGUCUGUUUGUCACGUUCGAUCUGCUGUUCACGAGCUUGAUGUGGUUGAUUUGCGUUGUGAUGCGAGGCGAGACUCUCGCGCAGAUAUUCACGAGGGAAAUCAUUCACUACGACAUAAAAGUGUCACUGUUUGACAUAGUGCUGGUGGCUGUCGUUCGGUUCGUGAUAUUAAUUCUAUUCUACGCAAUACUGUAUAUAAAUAACUGGAGUGUGAUAGCGCUCUCGACGGGCGGUACGUGUGCCUUCUUGAUUGCUAAAGUGUUCGUAUUUGACUGGCCAGACGCAGCUCAACCGGUCUACCAGGUCUUCCUUAUCCUGACCUCCUUCACGCUGUCCUGGGGGGAGGCGUGGUUCCUGGACUUUCGGGUGCUGCCCCAGGAGCUGCAGGCGAAGCAAAUCCUGGAGGCAAUAGUGCAUCACGGCGCAUCAGAGCGUACGCCGCUGCUGCGGCCGGCCGCGUCCACGCACGGCGGCUCCACGGUGAACUGGUUCUCGCCGGUGGAGACGCCCGAGUCGAGCCCGCGACCGCGCCGCCCCGGAGAGCAGAUUAUCCUGACCCAGGACCAGAUCGACGAGUACAAGCGCCUGGCGGAGGAGAGCAUGCAGCACGCGUGGCGUGUUGUCAACUCGCCGAACUGGAAGUUGGAAAAGCGCGGCUCGCAGAAGGGCGACGUCGUGGAGUCCACGCAGACCGAGCAGUUUGGGAAGGUGUAUAGGUUUACGGGUAUCGUAGACUGUCCAGCUAAGUUUUUGUACAGUGAAUUUAAAGACAAUAUAACAAGACUACCCGAGUGGAACCCCACUAUAUUGAAGAGUGAACUUAUUAAAGAGAUCGGCCCCGGCGUGGACCUGUCCUACCAGGUGACGGCGGGCGGCGGGCGCGGCAUCAUCUCGCCGCGCGACUUCGUCAUCCUGCGUCGCAUGGCGGCGCUGUCGCGCGACGGCCGGCCCGCCGACGCCGAGCCCUACUGCUACAUCAGCAGCGGCGUCAGCGUCGCCGUGCCCGGCUACCCGCCCACCCGGGACAUGGUGCGGGGCCACAAUAAAGUGGGCUGUUGGAGCCUGAAGCCGAAGUGGGUGCAAACGCCGAACGGCAAAGUGGAACAAACUGUCUUCCAGUGGCUGAUGUGCUGCGAUCUGAAAGGUAAGAUACCGCAGUUCGUGCUGGACGCCGCGUUCGCGACGGUGAUGCUGGACUACAUAGUGCACGUGAGGAAGUACGCGGCGGACUGCAAGGCGAAGGGGCUGUUUUAAAUGAACGAAUUAACGAAUGAAUGAAUGAAUGAACGAAUGAACGAUUGUAAUGUACAAUGUGUUGGUUUCGGAUAAAACUGUACAGUACUGGCCUUCUGCCCGCAUUGUUUUCGUUUCGGGGUAUGAAUCUGAAACUCUCGGGCCUCUGUAGGAAAUUUCAUCCAAAUCGGUCCAGUUGUGCCCGAGAUCGGCAAGUUCAAGCAAGCAAACGAACUCAUCAGCAUAAAGCAUUAGUAUGUUAGACGCACGGACUCCAAUAAAAGAAUGAUUUUAUGAAUGAACGAAUGAACGAACUAAUGUAUAUAAUGACAGUGGCUUGAAAUGUAACGAUUUAAGUCUAUUUGACAUGCAAUGUUUUUUUUUUCAUUUGUAAUUGGAUUUUCUUUACAUUUAUUUCAUUUUUUGAGUAAUAAUUUACAUUUAUUUCAUUUUCUGGGUAAUAAGAGAAAUGAAAAACUUUUCCCUAUAUUCUAUUUGUGAUAUUAAUUAGAAUCUUACUUAUAUAGUUACACCAUGCUCCGUCUGUGCUCUGUAUAUCAGUCUUUCAAUAUUAUACCGCUGUAUCGAUUGUGAUUAAAUCGAACAUAAGGUAGUGUUAACUUGUUUGCUUUGUGAAAGUUUACUCUUGUUUGCUCUAUAUUCGUAAAAUAUAACCAUGUUUUAUUUUUUUAUUUAUUUCCGAAUUCUGAAGUUAUUAAUAUUACUACUAUUUAAGUUUAAGCGAAAUUUAAGUUACGUUUUGUACAGUGGUGUAUUUUAUUCCAAGAUAAUUGCAUGAAAAAUAAAAAAGCUGCAAUAUAUUUUUUUAUUUGUAAAGUUGAUAAAAACGUUUUUCAACUCCCGGACUACACCACAAUGAUCGAUUUAGUGCAUUUUGUAGUCAUUUUCUUUAAUUUUAAGCAUUUUAAAGCUAUUUCAGUCUAAUUUA